Echinococcus granulosus is the source of this 1122-nucleotide messenger RNA. RefSeq lists its product as hypothetical. The coding region runs from base 1 to 1122 and encodes 373 amino acids. Gene Ontology annotation, molecular function: protein-arginine omega-N symmetric methyltransferase activity. The record is from RefSeq and is a predicted model, not a curated record. The transcript has 8 exons. NCBI's taxonomy places the organism in Eukaryota, Metazoa, Platyhelminthes, Cestoda, Cyclophyllidea, Taeniidae.
AUGCCGAGCUGGAUGCGUGCUAUUCGUCAUUCUUCACAUCUCGCAAUACGUUGUUUUUGUAUGAAACCACCCCUGAAGGAGGACUUAAAUGCAAUUCUUUGCCGUCAAAUUCGAUCAGCUGGUCCAAUAUCUGUUGCAGAAUAUAUGAAAAUCGCCAUGCACCAUCCCGUUCAUGGGUAUUACACUAAUUUUUCUGUUUUGGGGCCUGAUGGUGAUUUCAUCACCUCACCCGAAAUAAGUCAGAUUUUUGGUGAGAUCCUCGGGAUUUGGAUUGUUAAUGAAUGGAUGAAGUAUAGCAAAAACGCACCCUUUGAUAUUGUGGAGUUAGGUCCUGGUCGCGGAACUUUAAUGGCUACUGUCAUUAAAGCGCUUUGCAAAUUUCCCACUGGAAGUUCACUUUUCCGCCAUCUGUAUUUCGUUGAACGUAGCGACCGCUUACGCGAAUUGCAAAAAUCCGUCAUAUCUCCUAUUCUCAAAACCUAUUGUAUCAAACCUGAACUUUCAUGGCACUCCUCUCUAGAUGAAAUACCUGGAGGGUGUGUCACUUUUUAUCUGGCAAAUGAGUUUUUUGACGCACUACCCAUCCAUCGGUUCCAGCUUGCUGGCGAUCUAUCGGAUAAAAAUUGUGUUGAGAUUUGCCCUGAAGCCGGGGCAAUUCUUCAAAAAAUCGCUUCUCGCAUUGCAACCGAUGGAGGCUCAGCAUUAAUCAGCGACUAUGGCCACCUUGGAGAAUGUGGAGAUACGUUACGUGCGUUCAAAGACCACAAGCUCCAUGACCCGCUCAAAGACCCCGGUCAGGCGGAUAUCACUGCGGACGUCGAUUUUGCAUUUCUGCGACGAUCUGUUGAAGCUAUAAAAGAACCGGUCAUUUUUCAUGGGCCUGUGAGUCAGGCUUACUUCCUUGUACAUAUGGGCAUUCUCUUACGACUCAAGGUACUUGUUGAAAGGACUACUAGUGAGGAGGACAAGAAGAGGUUGAUUGCGGCAACAGAGAUGCUUAUCGGGUCGAAUCAGAUGGGCAAGCGCUUCAAAUUCAUGGCCCUCACCCCGGGGCGCAGCGAGAAGGAGAAAGAACACAUCCCUGCUGGUUUUUAUCCCACUUGGGAUACUGAUAAGGCUUAG